GAAUAUAUUCAGAUGCUAAUGCCUCCAUUAAUACAGAAGUGGAACAUGUUGAAGGAUGAAGAUAAAGAUCUCUUCCCUUUAUUAGAGUGCCUGUCGUCAGUUGCUACUGCCUUGCAAUCUGGCUUUUUUUCAUACUGUGAACCUGUGUACCAGCGUUGUGUAAAUCUGGUGCAGAAGACCCUUGCACAAGCCAUGUUGCAUAAUGCUCAACCAGACCAAUAUGAGGCUCCAGAUAAAGAUUUCAUGAUUGUGGCUCUUGAUUUACUCAGUGGUUUAGCUGAAGGACUUGGAGGCAACAUUGAACAGCUCGUGGCUCGCAGCAAUAUCCUGACACUAAUGUACCAGUGCAUGCAGGAUAAAAUGCCUGAGGUACGGCAGAGUUCUUUUGCAUUGUUAGGUGAUCUGACAAAGGCGUGUUUUCAGCAUGUUAAGCCUUGCAUCGCUGAUUUCAUGCCAGUUUUGGGAACCAACCUAAAUCCUGAGUUCAUUUCUGUGUGUAACAAUGCCACCUGGGCAAUUGGAGAAAUCUCCAUCCAGAUGGGUAUAGAGAUGCAGCCUUAUAUUCCAAUGGUGUUGCACCAGCUUGUAGAAAUAAUUAACAGACCCAACACACCAAAGACGUUGUUAGAGAACACAGCAAUAACAAUUGGUCGUCUUGGUUACGUUUGUCCUCAAGAGGUGGCCCCCAUGCUACAGCAGUUUAUAAGACCCUGGUGCACCUCUCUGCGAAACAUAAGAGACAAUGAGGAAAAGGAUUCAGCGUUCCGUGGGAUAUGUACCAUGAUCACUGUCAACCCCAGUGGAGUAGUCCAAGACUUUAUUUUUUUCUGUGAUGCUGUUGCAUCAUGGACAAGCCCAAAAGAUGAUCUCCGAGACAUGAUCUGUAAGAUUCUUCAUGGAUUUAAAAAUCAAGUUGGGGAUGAGAAUUGGAGGCGUUUCUCUGACCAGUUUCCUCUUCCCUUAAAAGAGCGCCUUGCAGCUUACUAUGGAGUUUAACCUCAUGCACUGUAGCUGCAGUCCCAUAAUUAGAGGUCCUUCAGUCUGGGAGACCAUGAGGGAGCCUCUGCACCCAGGGAAAAUGUUACCCUUUACUGGGGGGAAGGGUAAACCAGUAGGGAAUACAGUACAAUCCCAACCCUACUGGGAGGGGCGGGAGGGAGGUGUUGCCGUCACUGUAUUAAGUCGAUGUUGGGGAAUGUUUUUAAAUCUGGGGCUGAAAUGUUUUAACAUCUGGAGCUUUUGUGGGUGGAAAUCUGUCUCCUAUUACAACUCUGCACUGGAUGUGAAGAAGAAAAAAAAAAAUCUAGUCACAAAACAGUACAUUCUGGAAUAUUGUGGGGAAUUGUACCAAAAGAACUUUAUAAUUGAACCAUAGGGGAUACGUAAAGAGGAAAACUUUUGCGCACAAUAAAGGAAACCUAAGAAUAGGGGUCAUUAACAGUAAAAGGCUUUCUUCUUUCUUUUGUGUUUUUUUGAGUAAGGGUUUUCUACAUUAUUUCAUCCUGCUUGAUAGGAUUCAUAGGUAUUUGCAUGUUAAUGAAGAACUACACAAAUGAAGUUAGUACAGUUAAAAUGCAGCUUGUGUCUGUAUUAGGAGCAAGCACUUGCAGUGUACAAUAUAGAAACACCACUAUAAAUGGAUAAAGGUUAACUUGAACAAAAUCAAUCAACCUGCAAGCUGCCAAAUGAGUCACUCCUUUCAUUUUGGGGAUAAGGGGAGGGACACAUUAAAGGAAAGAUUGACAUGUUGAUUUUUGCAUUAAAAAAAUAAAAUAGUGGAUAUGAUUUUGUUAUUGUACUUCAUUAGAUUUAAUUUCUAGAGUAAGGCAUUAUUCUUAACGUGCAGUUUAAGGUUCAGGCAUGUGUUCUGGCUCAUAGUGAUCAGAAGUAAUUUAAAUUAGUGGGAAAGUAGCAUGCUUGCAUCACAUAGAGUGAAAUUGGUAUACGUUUACCUAUGUUGCGCCAGUUUUGUGUUGCAGUUUACCAACUCAAUAUAGCCCUGCAUUUAAAAUUCCUUUCUAAGAUUCUGUGGAUUUAUUAAGAAUAUAGAUACAAAGUACUGUAGUUAACAAUUAGGCCUUGAAAUACCUUUAUAGGAUCUGUUAAGAAUAAGAUUGAUAUUGUAUUGUGUGUAACCUGCACAAUGUGGAAAGCUGAUAUAGCUGUGCAAAAUACUUGCCUCUGUGCUGUCAGUGUGAUGUGCUUUCUGCAUGGUUAUAUACUAGUGAUUUUAUCAGAAUCUCUAAAAAUGAGUUACAUGGUAAGACCCGUUAAAGGCUGCAUAAAUGUUAGUUGGCACGUUAAGACAAUUGUAGAAGUUGAUGAUAUGAUUGCUAUAUUUGUGUUUGUUCCCACUCAACAUAUUACCUUCUAUGCUUUCUUUAUGUUCAAAGCAUGAUCUUAAAGAGAUGUUUUGAGUUAAUGGAUGUAAUGCAGGGUAUCUACACUGUGUCGGCGCAUGUUGGUGGCCCUUUGUGAUGUAGUUAAAUGCACAAGGGUGCAAGUUUAAAGCUACAGAGUGAAAGUUGGUUUGGAUCCUCUUCAUUUCAUUUGUUUAGCUUUUGUGUUGUGUUUUUUUUUCUCUACUUACAUGUAUUCCUGUGAAUAAAUCCUGUUAAGUUAACCCUUUA
Molecule: messenger RNA, 2630 nt
Organism: Eurypyga helias (sunbittern)
Lineage: Eukaryota; Metazoa; Chordata; Aves; Eurypygiformes; Eurypygidae
Product: transportin-1-like
Exons: 11
Biological process (GO): protein import into nucleus
Cellular component (GO): nucleus; cytoplasm
Molecular function (GO): nuclear import signal receptor activity; protein binding
Source: RefSeq, a predicted model, not a curated record